CGCUGUUUGCUGUUUGUUUGAAUAUUGUUAUAGUUCAAAUGCUUUUAUUUCUAUGUUGUGACUUAGUAUUUUUAUAAGUUAUAAGUAUUACUAAACCGUUACCGUGUCUCAACGUUCAAAUAUUUCUGAAAAAAUUGUUUGUUUGAACAUGGCAUCGUCGGUUGAACGAAAAGACGAUGGAGUCUUCCAGCUCCUUACAGAACUAUGCGCUAAAACAGCAUCCAAGUAUGCUAAUCACAGCAUAAUAUCUGGGAAGCAUUUGGUAGCUAAGAUGAGGUCACAUUCAUAUGGAAUUAUUCUGGGGAAAAGCAGUAAAAAGGUGCCCGACACAAAGGUUGAACCUGUGUCCGAAUUGUGGUCAUAUUAUUUUAUUAGUAAGCAAAAUGUGAAGAAUAUCGCAGAGCACAAAAGAGCGGUAGAGCUGAAAAACGUUAUUAGUAAAAUGAGGAAUACUGAUUUUGGAGAUGAGCAAGAAAAUGUAACAAGAAUAUUAAAAUGCCUCAUUUGCUUAAAGAAUUCUGUAAAUGUAGAAUUUUCCCAGGAAAUUUACAAGAACCCAUUCACAUUUGGUACUUUUGAUGAGAUGCUUCCCAAACUCCCGCGAGAAUCCUUUGGAUCUCCAGACCCAUACCAUUACUACCCAUCUCAUGUGUUUGAGCUGCCCUUUUCUUUGAAGAGCCAAGGAAAUGUGUUGUAUGAGCAAAAGUCUGAAGAAUAUACAGUGGAGAAUUAUGGCUCCUCAUCAUUCAUACUAGGUCGGUCUAACACUCAAACCGGUGGGCAGAUCAAGAAGUUUGUGAGUCCUAUAUCCAUCCAAUCCAUCACGUCUAUCGACUUUUCACCGUAUCCUGCUAGCAACAUAUUCAACUUUCCACGCCUUACCAGCCAGAGAGACUUACAAAUACCUAAAAGCAGUUCUAACAGCCCAAGUGUCAAGAUAUCCUUACCAGACAGCAGCACUCAGCAAAUCGAUGUUUUGGAGCCUCAAAUUAUCCUCAGUGAUAACAUUUGGGAAGUGGCCAGUCGGGUUGACAAAGAUGUCCCUGAAAACAUAUGGGAAGUUGUUUCAAAAAUGCCGCCAGUCAACCAAAGAAGGCUCAUAGCCACAUCGUCCAGAGAGGUGGGUCUGUGGCGGCGCGAGUACGGCAGCCGACUGUGCGACCUGGACAUCGUGUCGGAGCGACAGCUCAUCCGACACGUCAUGUACCUCAUCAUUGGUGUAGAAACAACCUCCUUCCCAUUCAGCCAAGACUUCAGCUGUUUCUACGUCAAGGAAAACUUGGCUUUAGAAGGAGUGUCAGUGGCGCACCUUAAGGGCUACGUGAGGGACUUGUUGCUCAUCGGUACUUACUAUAAGCGUUUGUACCAGUUCGCGUUCAAUCACUCUGUGGAAGAUCAUUUUCGGAGCAAGGGACUUGUGUAUGAGGCAGCACGAGAAAUCGUAAGGAGAUACUUACUAAACUUCCGCCUAACUGCAACAGAGAUCUACGAGGAAUGCACCGGGAACACACAGAAGUGCUUACCCACACUACUGCAGAUACUGCACCAUAUGGAGCCGUUAAAAUACGAGAUAGAGACCGUUGCGUCUAUUUAUAAGAUGAUCAAUCAUGACUCAAAAACAACGAUACCGGCCGGCGCCGAGCUGAUGUCGUAUCUGUUCAACGAGAUAUCCCUCGUCACUCACACGAAAACGGCUGCCACGAUGUUCAGUGCGCUGUUUUCUGUAUGCCGUGUGUACUUUAGAUUCAUCGAGCGAUUCAUAUUCGAAGGCGAGCUAGACGACUGGUACAACGAGUUUUUCAUAAAGAAAGACGCUCAGUACGCGAACAGUCGUUCCAAACGCUACUGGGACAAAGGCUUCCAUAUAACGCAGAGCGUCGCUGUGCCGGAGUUUUUGAGGGUACUGGCGAAGUUGAUACUGCUCUGUGGCAAGUCUCUGAGGCUUCUUAAACUGUGUAAUCCAAACGAUCCCCUGGUCCUCCUCAUCUCAUCAGACCACCCCUCCAUAAAAUGCUGCGCGACCUUCGAAGCGCUCUCCCGGCAGCAGCAGCUGCUGGACGUAUACCGCACGCGCUGCCUGUUCGUGAGCGGCGAGCCCGUCACCUUCGAGCAGAUCCUGCUCAAGAAGGAGGCCGAGAAGAAAGCCUUCACCGAGAUGUCCGCCAUGAAGCAGGCUGAGACGCUUGAGAAGAUUGUUGCUGAACGCAAACGCCUAGCGCAACUCAUAGCGGCGGAGAAGCAGCAUUCUCUGCGCGUGCUCGAGGUAGCCAUGGCCGAGGCCAAGGAAGCCAAGACGAGGGCGAGGGAAAGAGAGAGGAACAGGUUCCGUGUCGAGAAACAACUCGAGAAGACGACGGAUGACGUCGAUGCCAAACUAAGGGAUGACGAAAGAAACAAAAUAAUGGAAUACUACUCGAAGUUGAACCUACAAGUCGAAAAGAGUAAAAUUCACACAGAAUGGAAAAUAAAACGACUGCAGCUCGACCAGAGUAGAAUGCAACUUCUCUCCACCGAAGAACGGAAUCUGAAGAGAGAAAAACUAGAACUAGAACACCAACAGAAAGAUAAAACUGAAAGUGCAAUAAUUGAAAAAGUAUCUGUGGAUGGAUCUGGUGAUGCGUGUGAACAAAGCGUUAAAGAUACAAAAUCCGCAGAAUCAAUUUCAGUUGAUGAUGAAUAUUUAACUGUGAAUGAUGAUACCUCAAAUCUUGACGAUGCUGAUAAACAUGAACCAGCCCUUGAUAAGAUUUCUACAUCGAUGACGGAAUCAACAUCAUCAAUAGUUAUGACAGAUCUCACGACACAAAAUCCGGAGUUUGACAAUAACAAAGCAAAAUCCAUGUCAUCUUCUGACGUUUUCAGUGCUAUAUGCAAUGCUGCUAAAAACAUAUUUAGUCUGCGGUCAUCUGAUGAUAAAGAAUGUGAUAAUAAGAAAGCGCUUGAUGCCCAAGGAAAUGUAGUCACUGAUGGUUUAACAACUAAAACGUCAAGUGAAGUAAUUGGCGCAAAUUUGGACAACAUCCAUGACAAUGAAGAGUAUCUCAAAAUGAGGGAAGAUGCCUUGAAGAACAAACAAAAAGUAAUGACAAAUGAAUUCGGACAGACUGACCAAGAAAACAAUAGAUUGAAAGCUGCUGUCCAAAAUACGCUUGACGAAGAAAAUAAUAUCAACACGGCUUUCGCUGAAGCUAAGCGCAAUAAACUUAAAGUUCUUGGAGCGGAAUUUGAUAUAAAACCGAAAGAAGAAAAACAAGCUGUAGCAGAACCGAGGACGGACGCUCAAAAGCAAGCGCUUAUAAACAAACAGAAGGUUCUAGGAGUUGAAUAUAACUUACCAGUGGAAAUAGUGAAACGAAAUGAACCAGCAAAUAAGGCUCAGGAAGAAGCUGUACUGAAUAGGGAUAAGAUGUUGGGUUCAGAUUUUGAUGCUCCGUCUUUAAGUGCCAGAAGAGAAAAAGGCGAGAGAGCUAGCUUGACACUGAAUUUGAAGCCUUACAGCGAGAUUUCAAUGGCUACGUACACUAUACCUACUCCCAGUAAUGCUGUCACACCUGGAGAAUUUCCACAAUUGGAUUUAGAAACGCCUACAACCGCCGACAUACCCUUAGGAGCAAUGACCAGCGAAGUAUUUACUCCCCGAAGCGAAACCGGCAAUAUAGAAUCAGCCAGAAUUCCUAGCGAUAAAGAAUUCUUACGAGCUGACGGUUUCGACUUCUCACUACUAGUGGACGAAGACGCAGAAUCUGAAGAACUGACUAUGUUAGAAAACGAUGAUUUCAACAAAUCGGUCAUAAGUAAUUCCAAUUAUCAGAAAACAGAUAAUUUAAAACCGAAAAGUAGCAUCUUCAAUUUGCUAGAAGGCACUUACAAUUUAGAUGACUUCGAUCCGUUCGGUACUAGAGACGUAAAGAAAUACACUAAAGACUAUUUCAAUAGUAAAAUGUCAUUAGACGCGUCGGACUCUUGUUACACACAUCCAGCAAUUAUCUUUGAGGAAACCAAGAAAAAGCCUUAUACGAAUAUAUUUGCAUCUAAUUUCGUCGAGGAUACAGAGCAAAUAACUUGCGAUAAUAUAGCGACUUUAACGGCCUGCUUGCAACGAUCUGUAAUGUUGCCUCUAACUUAUCAGUUAGAAGUUGUGAACAAUGCCAUAUUGACCCAUUUUCUGGUAAAUUUGGAUAUGUACGAGCAUUUGCGGAGUUUGAAAGAUUACUUUUUCCUUAUGGACGGGGAAUUUUCGAGUAGCAUUUGCAGGAAUUUGUUUACUAAGCUGACAAAGACGCUGAAUCCGCAAGAGUUGCUUAAUUUUUCAACGCUACACAAUAUUCUGGAUAAGGCACUUGGAUCUUCAAUUACACACGUCCACAAGUUCUCCGAAAACCUAUCGUUCACAAUAACCGAGUCCCCCCUGAGCUUCCAACACACAUCUCCCGACGUACUGCAAUGCCUGUCCCUGACAUACGCGGUGUCGUGGCCACUCAAUAUCAUAAUGUCGCAAGACGCGCUGCUGCGGUACGCCAAGGUGUUCCAGUUCUUGAUCAAGAUGAGGAGGAUAUUCUGGACGUUGGGUGAAGAUUUCCAGGCAUUGAAGCUAGCAGUGAAAGUAUCAAAACAACAGUCCCGUAAACUACUCGGGUCACCACAAUACAUCUCCAUCCAACUACACCGGCACAUAAUGUCGUCUUUCGUACGAGCGCUAGACAACUACAUAGUGACCACUUGUAUACUAAGCUCUUGGACGGAGUUCGAGAAUGAUCUGAAGAAAGCACGGACUUUGGAUGACUUGUAUGAUUGUCACGUCGUGUAUAUAAAGAAGGUGUUGUUUAGAUGUCUGUUGAACAACAGAUCGACGCCGGUUAUGAAACUGUUGAAUGAUAUAUUUACAGUUAUAUUGAAGUUUAGUCGGGUUCUGAAAGCUGGAAAAUGGCACCAAAAAGAACCGGAAGGCCCGUUCACCCACACCAGCUUCGCGCAGCUGGUCGAACUGUUCCACAUGUUUGAGAAACUCGCCAAGUACUUGCACAAGGUCAUCACCAAGCUCAUGGAGUGCGGCUACCAGAGGCAUUUAGCGGAACUGCUUAUCAUGGUUAACCUUAAUCAGUAUUAUGACUCUGAUAAGAAGGAUGAACAGAAUUGUAGUAUAGUUUCUAACACGUAAUUCAGCGUUGUGAACCUGAUGAGUACAGUUACCAGGCUGCCUAGCCGAGGUGACGAUCGCUGGUGCU
Cydia splendana is the source of this 5225-nucleotide messenger RNA. It is a transcript of the gene Grip163, whose product is annotated as gamma-tubulin complex component 6. Gene Ontology annotation, cellular component: spindle pole; centrosome; equatorial microtubule organizing center. The transcript has 16 exons. Gene Ontology annotation, biological process: mitotic cell cycle; spindle assembly; meiotic cell cycle. Lineage: Eukaryota; Metazoa; Arthropoda; Insecta; Lepidoptera; Tortricidae. Bases 149 to 5158 code for a protein of 1669 amino acids. Gene Ontology annotation, molecular function: microtubule minus-end binding; gamma-tubulin binding. The record is from RefSeq and is a predicted model, not a curated record.